Molecule: messenger RNA, 2191 nt
Organism: Bacillus rossius redtenbacheri
Lineage: Eukaryota; Metazoa; Arthropoda; Insecta; Phasmatodea; Bacillidae
Product: astakine-like
Exons: 3
Coding region: 105-566 (153 amino acids)
Source: RefSeq, a predicted model, not a curated record
GUUAACCUGCGACGGUCUGCGGCUGGCGAGCUGAGAGACGGUGCUGGCGGCUGGUGGAGUCGACUUCGGCUCGUCGGGUGCAGGCGUGUUGCGCCGCUGCUAAAAUGGAAAAGGCUGUUCCAUUCACCUACGCAUCGACCAGUGCCCAGCCCGGGUUAUCGUCCACCAUGCUGCGCAACUACAACAUGCAGGCGACGGUGGCGCUCCUGGCGGCGGGGCUGGUGAUGACUGCCGGCGGGGCGGCGGGCAGACACCGGGGGACGACCGUCAGACCGCACGGCGAGUUCGAGUGCCUGAGCAGCGCCGAGUGCGGCCCGGACCACUGCUGCACCGUCAGGCCGGACCGCUACAGCUACCCGUCCUGCCAGCUACUCGGCCAGGGCGGGGACACGUGCAGACCCUCCGCGCGGCCCUUCAACACCAGCCUCGCCUACCCGGACGGCCUGGUGGUCUCCGCCCAAGACGUGCACUACAUCAUGUGCGCGUGCGCGCCCGGGCUGGUGUGUCGCCGCGGCGUCUGCUCGGAGCAUCUGGCGCCGACCCGCUCCAACUCCCUCGAGGACUAGCCCUGCAACACGCCGCACAGCUUCACUGCACCUUAUUUAUUAGUCACUUCCGUGCCACGGGGCUCCUUGUGGAAGCACGAAUACGCCAUUUAUAUUCACCACUUUUAACGUGUUAAACGUUAAGGCACUGCAGAUAGUUUUUAAUCAAACACCUUGCGUCCAUGAGAUUUUAGUAAAACAAUUAUUUUUCCCUCUGAAUUCAACAAAACAUUUUUUUUUUCUUUUACUCCAACAAACAAUAUAAUAAUUUCUUACCUAUGCCACAACGAAGCUAAAUUUUAAGCAAUGUAUGGCAAAAUACUAUUAUAAAAACGUUGAAUCCAAAUUGGCGUAUUUCGUCAAGGUUCAUAAUCUGCCGAAGUAUCCACAGGAAUUUCGGAAUACAUACCCUAAAGAACUGACUUCAUCAAAAGCCAUAACCGGUUUUCUAGGCAAAAUACAACAUCCACACACAAAUUUAUGACAGUUAGAAGUUUUAAAAAUUAAAAGAUUAGCAGGGAACACGUUCUGUACUUUGUAUACAAGAUAAUAAAUACUUCCAUCGCGUUUGCAACGUGUUUGUGAAAGCUGAAGGGUUAGGUGGACUCAACGGUGGAAGAAUCCCCGUCUAGCUGCAAAGUAUGUAUUUAGGUUUGUGUUUCACAGUUACGUAGGCGACGGAAAAGAACCUGGCCGGACUUAACUGCAAAUGUGUGGGCCGAAACCACCGCUAGACCAGUCUGUACCACCGACGAUGUGACACUGCAGCACAGCAGAUAAUUCGUUCAGUACUUUUACUGUCUUUAAAUAUGGGGGAAUUUGGCUAGCAUCUGGAUUUAAUUUCAAUGAAGUAUUUGUAUAUUUAUGUAUUUAUAAGAGGUGAAAGGUAAGGUUUCUGAUUAUUUAAAACACUUGAGAAAUAGCACCCGUUCUGAUAAAAAUAGAAUGACAUUUUUUACAGAUGUCUUAUCUAUUAGUGCUCUUGGAGUACGGAUUCCUUCCAAAGACCUGCUUUUCAUAUUUCCAGUAACACAUCAGCCUCAGCUAUAAACACGGUUUUAGGGCUUUACAUGGUAUGGUGAUAUAUGUAUGUUUCAAACACGUAUACCUAUUACGUUUUCUCCCAUGGUGCAGAACUGUAGUUCACUUUAUUAUUGUUGUGCACCCUCUUGAUACAUAAAAAAUCGUUUGUUAAUGGGGUCUGAGAUAAAGUAGACGAAACAAAAACGCAAGUAACAUUGCACAGUAUCAAAGUCUAGUUUAUAUCACAAAUCCAUGAUUAUUUCGCGAAUUUAUUUCACUCCAGGUUAGAUUCAACUUGUUUAUAAAUAAUCAAGCCGUUUUUUUGAGUGCUCAUUGGUCAAUAAUAAGUAACACACAUCAUUUGACGGGUUAUGCGCAUGGGUAAACUAGCACAUAGUAGUCAAAGGCAUGUCAAAAGCACUGUAGUCCAAGAAAAAACGGGAAGCAGAUGUUUAUGUGCUUAAAGUCUAAUUUCCACUUAAUGAAUUCGCGAAAUCAUCAUGACUAUAGUUUAUUCUUAUCUAGCCUUCUAAGCCCUGUAAACUGAACCAUAUGGAAUUACUGUGUAAUAUAAAAUAUUCUGUAUAAAUUUUUUUCCUAAUAAACAAUUUAUUCCAUGUAAA